CAGAUCAACAGAGGGUUCCAGCAGCCAGGAAGAGAUGGAAAAAUCAGAUGGGGGUUCCACUAGCCAAGAAGAGAUGGAACAAUCGAGCACUUUGCAAUCCCUGCCAGACCUUGAGAACUUGCACAUAGACCUUCUAGAUGAAAAGGUGGAACUGCUAAUCAGUUUCCUGCUGCAAAAGUAUCAAAUGAGAGAGCCAGUCACGAAGGCAGACAUGAUUGGUAAUGUUGUCAAAGAGUACAAGGAUGACUUCCUUGAGAUUCUCAGGAGUGCCUCUGAGCGCAUGGAGCUGGUCUUUGGCCUUGAUGUGAAGGAAGUGGAUCCCAUCAGCCAUAGCUAUACCCUUGCUAACAAGCUGGAUCUCACCUACAAUGGAAUGCUGAGUGAUCAACAGGGCAUGCCCAAGACUGGCCUCCUGAUAAUUAUCUUGGGAGUGAUCUUCAUGAAGGGGAACUGCGCCACUGAGGAGGAAGUCUGGAAAGUGCUGAAUAUGAUGGAUAUAUAUUCUGGGAGGAAGCAUUUCAUCUUUGGGGAACCCAGAAGGCUCAUCACCAGUGAUUUGGUGAUGGAAAAGUAUCUGGAGUACCAGCAGGUGCCCACUAGUGAUCCCCCUCGCUAUGAAUUCCUGUGGGGUCCGAGAGCCCAUGCUGAAGUCAGCAAGAUGAAAUUGCUGGAGUUUUUGGCUAAGAUCCAUGGGACCAACCCCAAGAGCUUCCCAUCUCAGUAUGAGGAGGCUUUGAGAGAUGAGGAAGAGCGAGCCCGAGCCAGAAUUGAAGCUACGGCUGGCACAAGUGCCAUGGCCAGUGCAAGUUCUGGUUUCUCCCACCCUUACUGAAGACUGAGGCAGCCUCUGCACUUUGUUCUUGAAAAGGGAUGUCAAUGUUUGAAACAGUGGAAGGCUGGAGUGGGAUUAGGGGGAAAAAGUAGAUAAAACCUGUGUGUUCUUAUAUUUCACUGUAUUAGAAAUUUACCUUUUUGGCAUUUUUCAUUUUUUUUUCUUUUAACAAGAGGAUUUAUGAGCGUUAAGAAUGUAAGUUUAUGAAUGACAUUGUUUACACAUCUAUUACUGUUCCUCAGAUUUAACAGUAGGAGAUUUGUUAUUCUGUAAUAAAUGGAAACCAGGAAUUUCCUUGGAAAUUUCUAAGAAUGCAGCAGUAAGAUAGUUGGAGUCAAU
Bubalus bubalis (water buffalo) is the source of this 1171-nucleotide messenger RNA. Its product is annotated as melanoma-associated antigen 10-like. The coding region runs from base 35 to 832 and encodes 265 amino acids. The transcript has a single exon. NCBI's taxonomy places the organism in Eukaryota, Metazoa, Chordata, Mammalia, Artiodactyla, Bovidae. Gene Ontology annotation, biological process: negative regulation of transcription by RNA polymerase II. The record is from RefSeq and is a predicted model, not a curated record. Gene Ontology annotation, cellular component: nucleus.